GAAAUUCGACGUAGUGACGCUGAACGGAAGUUUUGUCUCUCGUGAACUGGCGUCGUGAGAGUCUCGUUUGAUUCUCUUAAACUCCCGUUUGCGGAAGUUCAAACAUCGACUCAGUUUUUGUUCAUUUGUCUGUUCCACGGACGCCGAGUUUUUCAGUGAUUUGAAUCACAACUGUUGUACACUGUAUGGGAUCUAUAGUUAAUGAUGUUUGAGGAAUGUUUCGGAAACGGGCCAUUUAUCUUCAGAAUCAACGAGAAUGGCGGGGGACCAAUGCUUUUAAUGCAGGUCUGUCUAGAAAGAGGUUGGCGAGAGUACAACGGUGAUACUGAAAGCUGGAAUCUGUGGUGGAGAACUUCGGGGUUUCCUAUCAGCCACCAUAGAAAUCUAUAUGCUUGGCAGUAUAUCAAUCACAUUCCAAAAGGAUCUUCAAUAUGUAGGAAAGACAAUCUAGUAAGAUAUUUAAGGUGUAUGAGGAAAGUAUAUGGUUCCAUAUAUGAUUUCAGCCCACAUGGAUAUAAUUUACCCUUAGAAUAUACAAAAUUAGCAGCCGAAUGCAGUAGAGCAAGAUCGCAUAGUAAGGAUGAUGUGAAAUACUUUGAAGACAAACCAAUUUGGAUAUGCAAACCCGUGGCUCAGAGCCAAGGACGAGGAAUAUUUUUAUUCAGGAAGCUUAGUGAGUUAAACUACGAUACCAACACAAUAGUUCAACGAUACAUAGAAAAGCCUCUAUUAAUCGGAGGCUACAAGUUUGAUUUAAGACUGUACGUAUGCAUUCCUUCAUACCAUCCCGUUACUAUCUACAUGUACAGAGAAGGUCUAGCAAGAUUUGGUACUGAUAAAUUUAGUCUCAAUGAUCUUAGAAACCCGUUUAGACACUUGACGAAUUCUUCCAUUAAUAAAUUGGGGCCUGGGUAUACCGAAAUGAAAGACCGAGUUGGUUCAGGUUGUAAGUGGACUUUACGCCAGCUUAGGAGAUACUUUCAGCAAGCAGGAAUUUUAGAUUGGUUAUUAUGGCAACGAAUCACAUCCUUGGUUAUACUAACAGUCUUAAGUCAUGUUAAUCAAAUUCCACCGACUGUUAAUUGUUUUGAAUUUUUUGGUUUCGAUGUACUCAUCGACAGUUCUCUACGGCCUUGGUUGUUAGAGGUAAACCUAAGUCCUGCCCUUAGUAAUGAUUGUGAUGCAGAUAGAUUAGUGAAAAAGCCCAUGCUUCAUGACAUGUUCGAUUUACUGGGAUUACCAUUAUACAAUACAGGACUGGCUGUUUUUGAUAUAUUUUCCGAUGAACCGGUUGAUGACAGGAAUACCGAUCAAGAAAAUAAAAAUAUGUCUCUGAUAAAUACAAUAUCAGUGGUAAACGCAGCAGGUAGGUGGAGAAGAAAACAAAAGAAAAUGUCUGCGACAUGUUCUAGAUCCAGUUCUGCUAUACGAGUAAAAAGUAGAGCAGCAUCUGCCAAUAGUUCUCAAAGAACUUACAUAACAUUGCCAAAAGUUCACGUAGAUGUUCGUGCAGUAGCUUCACCCGUGCAUAAUGGAAAUACUAAACAGGGCUGUGAUGAUUUCAAAAAAUCAGAAUCAAAAUCUUGGGGAAAUGGAAGAGAUUGGAAUUACCCCAAAUCACGUGAAGGUGGAUGGAUUCGUAUUUGGCCAUUUUCCUUAGAAACUCCCAAUAAAAAUAGUACUUAUGGCAAUAAUGGACAUAUGAAAAAUAUGGUUAAUGAAGUUAUUAAAUUCACGAAAAAAGCCAAAGAAUUGGCCAGAAAACAUUCUAUGGCUUCCGAAUGUCAGCUUAGCGAAUAUCUACAGGCAGACAUGGAGAUGACUGGGGAUAUAUGGAUUCCUCCAGUUUAGAAAUUCUGCUUAAAAUUUUAGUCUAUAAAAUGUAUACCAAAUUCAACUUAAUGUGAUGGUAAAUCAUAGAUAAAAGAAUUUAUUGUGGAUUUCUCGAAUUUCAUUGUCUUAAGUUCAUACAGGGAAUCUAUUUGAUAAGGAAUAUGGAAAACUGUGUCAUACUAUUUUUUAGAGAGAGAGAGAGAGAAAGAAAGUUAGGUUUUAGGUUUGCAAUCAAAUUACAUCAACUUUCUAGUGAUGAUGAGCACAACCCUUAAAAUUUCAUAAUUAGAAAUAGGGAAAUAAUUUAUUUAAAAGAUCGUUUAGCUAGUCCUUUAAAACAUAUUUCUUGUAUCAAAUGGUUUGUACUAGAACAAAAUUAAUAGAAGGUGAGUUAUGUUUGAGACAUCGAUGGUAAUAGAGUCACCUCUCAAUCUCCUCUAUAACAUGAAACCUCUACAUGUAGCUGUUAUUUUUCAUAUAAAUCUUUAAAACUGCGAUGCUGUGUUUAAUAACAAUCAACCAGGGCUGCUUUUUAAGUUUAUAUAACAAAUGAAAUAGAAGCGAACAAGUUCGAAACAAAGUAUUCAAUAACUUUUCUCAAUAUAAAGUUAAUAUGUUUUUGCAUACGAUCAAAUCAAUUCUGGAAAUAUUUUUCCACUCUUAGAUCAUAGGAUAUAAUUCUGAAAGUUCUCGACAGCUUCUUUAGUUGAUGAAAAUCGCUGUGUGCGCAUUUUUUCUUUGACAGUAGAGAACAGGAAAAAGUCAUUAGGUGAUAAAUCAGGUGUAUAUGAUCAAUCAUACCGUUGAACAUCGUGUUACUUACAUAAGGAAACUAUUUAAUAUCUUAUCAAAUAAAAACAAAAAUAUUAAAUAGUGCAAAGUGGCCACCUUGCACUUCCACACACUUUGGAGUCUAAGGAGGAUAUUUCUUUGAACUUGGAAGUGCAUUCCAAGAUUUUGCCUUAUAUAAUGGAAGUGAAUUGUAUCGAUCAUUUCGUUCCUUGUGUUUACCGGUGUUCCAUAUACCAAUGAAUCCAUUGUAUUUAAUUCAUGGAAACGUAAAGGCCAUGCAAAUGGAUCACCCCAACCAAUCCACCCAUUGGGAAAAAUGUUAUUAAGAUAAUUUUUCACACCAUUUACGAAGUGGAGAGAGAAGCUCCACAUACUAUAAAAAGACAUGUCACAAAACAGACCACUGGAUGGAGUAAUAGAAGACUACAAGCUGAUAAGUACAAUUAUUACCAAAGAUGUCCAAAUAUUGGUAUACGUAGAUUAUCUGACGAUAAUAACAAGAAGUGUAUAAAUCCUGAAGGAAACAAUCUUGAAGAUCGAACAAGAGGCUAGCAAUAGGGAAAUAUAUAUUCGAGGGAAUUAACAAUUCCAAAUACUUAGGAAUAACUGUUAUCAACCAGAAAUGAGAGGAUGAUCAACGAUGAGAGGAAAUCACUCGAAGGAUCCACGGUCUAUGCAAAAAAAUUAGUGGAUAUACCAAACUGAAAAUUUACAGAACAGUAUAAGAAUAAGGCCUACAGUAACCUAUGGAGGAGAAACGAUGAAUUUAACAAAAGCUGAAGAAGAAAAACUUCGAAAGAAAAAUGAUAUAUAUGGAGCAAAAAAGGUAGGUGACGGACAAUAUAGAAUCUUUAUGAACACUGAAAUUAGAAAAAUCUUUAAUGGAGAAACUAUUACCAUAUAGUAGCGAAUAAGAUGGCAAGGAUACAUAUAAAGAAUGAAAAAUAAUAGUAAAGUUAAAAGAAUAACAGAAUGGUAGCCCUUAAGUAACCGGCUCAGAAAAAGACGUAACAAUUAAUAUAAACAAAAUGGGAGCCCUUAAUUAUUGAAUGUUCAGCUGAUUAUUCAUAUAACUUCAUUUUCCUAAUUUGGUAUCUAAAAUAACAAUACCAAUGGGAUAAUCCAUUGUUCACCCACUAUUGUGUAAAGUGAGUCAAUUCUACUUUCUCAAAUCUCAUUCAGUUCGCUCUCCAUUAUUAGUACUAAGUGCAUUAAGAUUAUUCUUCCAGCUGAAUACUAAUUCAAUACCGAAACUAUUAGAUAUUAAAACAAUGUAAUCCGGUGAGCCUAUGUUAUAAAAGAAAAUUUGGAACAACUAAGAUGGUUUGGUCAAUAAAGAAGAAUGAGAGAAGAACGAGUAAUAUGGGAGAUAUAUGAAGUAGGCACUUACAAAACAUGGAAGGGGGAUAGAAGAUGAACUGAAAAGAAAAAAUAAAAGUAACAAGGAAAAAACAAACCAUAAGAUGGCAGGACGUAAAACAAAGAUAGGAUAGGAAAGAAUGAAAAUAGUUAUCGAGAAAGGAGCUCUCGCAAUGACUUAACACAUGAAAGGGUAGAAAGGCAUCAAGAUUGAGAAAAAGUAAAAUAUAUCAUGAAAUUUGGUACUAUAUUUUCAUUUCAACGUAAUAUGUGUAACCUUGCCUGAAAUUUCAAUCUCCUAUUCAAUUCAUUCCAAUAUUAAACCUUUUAGGCUUCGCUAAAGCAUUCUUAUAAUUCAUUCCAAUCAUUACCUUUCAUUUAAUGUAACGAAACAGGGUCUAAAUGACACCAAUGUUUUUUCGCAUUCAUGUUUGGGUGCCACCGAAUGUACUAUUUAUUUCUAUUAUAUUUUUCUGUAGAAUUUUCAAAUUCAUCACAUAUAUUCUCAACACAAAGUUUUGCGAGAACAUAGGAAAGUUUCUAUAUUUCCAUUGAUAUUUAAUAUUGUUACGUAAUGGUAUUUAAAAGUAAAAGAUUAUUCUUCUAAUUUCGAUAAAUGUAGCCUGUAUACUGCCUAUGCAAUGCCAAAAUAAUUGUUAAUUAAAUUUGAUAAAACUAUGCCUUUGCACAAUAAUAUUUUAUAGAAUAGACUAGCCAAUUAUAGGAUAAUAUCAUUGAAUUUUUUAUAGAAAUUAGAUCAGAAAAAAUGUUACAAGGUUAACGGAAUUUUAAUUCCAAAUUGUCACAUUGUCACUAUUUAUUCAGUUUCGUACAUAUGAGGGUUGUCACAAAAAAUUUCCGUGAGAACUAAAAUAAAACUUACCGCAACAACAAAAAAAACAGAGCAAAUAAAAACAGAUGGAACAUAGAAAAGCAAAAAGAUGGAAAUAGGAAUUCAUUUAAAACUGGAUAGACUUUUGAAGAAACGGACAUAAACGUGAUCUGGAAAAAUAUGGAGAAAAGUAUUGUGGAUACAACAAAUAGAAUCGGUUGGAAAAUUGCUGGCAACAGUUUUUUCCGAUAGUCAUAGUUAUUGAAAAUGGUCGAUAAGCGCAAUCUCAUGACUAUCGAAAAAACUGGGAGAGUAAUCCACAUAAAUGGUUGAUAAGAAGAAGGGAGAAAUUGAAAAAAAAAACGACCGCAUUUGAAGAAAAAGAAAUACUCUUCCAACAGGACAACGCACCUUAUCAUACUUCAAUUAUAAUGUGUACAUACUUAAAAGAAGACUAUACUGGAUAAUAUAAAUAAUUAGAGAAAAAAAUGCCAUGAUUCUUUGUAAACUUGGUUAUUGAAACUCGUUAUCGACGGGUUUGAAAUAUAGUAUCUAAAGUAGUAGAACAAAAGAGUCGAGAAGCAUGAAAUAUGAAGCAUUUUUCUGAUCUAUUUUCACUCUCAUAAACAAAUAUAUUUUCUAGGAUUGAAUUUGUUAUCAAUUGCCUACGAGGGUUACUAGUUAUAUUUUUAAAAUGAAUUAAGCACAUAUUUAGUAUCGUAGCUGAUUUCACUACACGUGUUUCAACCAAUUAAUUAACUUCAAUUUUCUAUUUAAACGCUAAGAGAGCUUCAUCUCGUGUUAAAAAAUUAUUGCAUUAUCGUCUCAUAACGAAGGUCUAAGAAGAUUUGAUACUAUGAAAGAUUUGGUAUUAAGAAUCUGUAAAAGGGUAUGAGGGUAUUCACAUAAGAGUUAGCAUAAAGCAUUUUUCGUUCUGCUCCAAAAACGGCAGUAUUUAUAAGACAGGAACGAGUCACUCUGUGUUUGCAAUUAUUAUCGUUUGUUCCACAUUCCAUCAAUUAUUACUAUACGUAUUAGUAACCCUCGUAUGGAGAGAAUCAACAUUUCAUCUUUCUUUUAUUCACAAAAUUUAAGCAAUAAUUGUAUGUUAAAAUCUGUUGAAAUAAAAUUUUUGU
Molecule: messenger RNA, 5952 nt
Organism: Diorhabda sublineata
Lineage: Eukaryota; Metazoa; Arthropoda; Insecta; Coleoptera; Chrysomelidae
Product: probable tubulin polyglutamylase TTLL2
Exons: 12
Coding region: 202-1851 (549 amino acids)
Biological process (GO): microtubule cytoskeleton organization; protein polyglutamylation
Cellular component (GO): cilium
Molecular function (GO): tubulin-glutamic acid ligase activity; tubulin binding
Source: RefSeq, a predicted model, not a curated record